AAAAACCCCACUCUUCCUCCUCCCCAACUUCGGCACCUGCGUCCCCUUCUCUUCCUCCUGCGGCGGAGGCGGCGGCGACGCACAAUCCGGCAUCGUCCUGGCCUUCUCAUUUGCCGCACGCAUAAUAUCCUCAUACCUCACCGGCGCCUGCUGCUGCCCCUGUCCCAGGUGCGACGCCGGGCGCUGACCACCGGGCCCAAGCUGAGACGGCGGGCGCUGCGAGAUAGGUCGCAAGUACGUCUGCGGCUGCAGGAGGGUAUUCGCGCGCUGUGAAAGCGGUGUUGGUUGAGGCGGCGUGUCAGCGCAGCGGACGCAGCGGGCGCUGUGGAUGGAAGUUGUGUCGCUUCCUCUCCUCCCCCUGAUCGACGCUGCGAUUUCCUCCUGCUGUAGCGCCGAGACAGGCGCCACGCUACCCCCACGCUUGCGCUCGCUCUCACGUUCCUCUUCCGGUUUCCACCCACUAAACCCCAGCCCUCCCAUACUGGGCCUCCUCCUCCCCUUCGCAGCAGCAGCAGCGGCUUCAGAGCCCUUGACGAGGCCGCGACGCACGUCGCCGAGGCGCUGUUUCAGGCCUGAGGUGGAGGUUGUGCUUAGUGCUGGGGACAAGGGGGUGGGGGAGGCGGACAACCUGGGGGAGGAGGCGGAGAAGGGGUCUGUUUCGAGGAAGGGGAGGGAGGGGAAGGAGACGGAGGGGAAGAGGGAGGCGAAGCGGGGGGCGGGGGCGGUGGAGAGGCGGAGGGGGGUUGGGCGGCGGGUUGAGGAUGAGGUGAAGGAGGAGGGGGGGAGGAAGGAGGAGCGCGAGGCGAGGGUGCUUGUUGUUGAGGCGCGGCGGGGGGCGGAGAGGGGGCGCGGUUGGGGGAUGAGGAUUAGAGUUGCCGGACCGACGGCGACGAGCUCGAUGGCGCGGGCGACGUCUGGGUGGCGGGAGUGGCGGGAGUGGGUUUGUGGCCCCUCUGAUUCGGGUUCCGGGUGUGCUGUCUUGACUGGGCCGCGCACUACGGCCUCAGCUAUGAAGGCGGGUUCGCAUUCGGCGUCCGAGUCGGAGGUUGACCCGUCGCUCUCGUCUUCGUCUUCUUCGGACGAGGCGGAGGAGAGGUAUGUGUCGUAUGGAUUUGAAGUUGAUAGCUCGGGUGUGCUCGCUGGACUAACCGGCGUGGUCGUGAGCGCAGGGCGGGGAGGCGGCGAGAGCGCCGUCAGCGCAGAGAGGUCUGUGAAUUCGAAGAGGCGGGAUGCGCGCAGGGAGGAGCGCGGGGGGAGGGCCGGGAGCAUAGUUGUUUGUGAGGUUGUGGUGGUGAGGGUGGACAUGGUGGUCGCUUUUGAGAGGGAGUCGGCGCCGGUCGUGCGCUCGGGGAAGGGGGGGGGUGUUGCGAGGAGGGGCAUUGUCGAGGUUGAGUGUGUGGUAUGGGCGAGGUUGGUGUUAUCUGGUAUAUGGUAUAUGGUAUAGGUUGUGGUGGGAAUAUCGAAUACAGGAUAUUCUCCGUAUGGCGGUGAACCCCCCAGCAGUUCGUCCUUUUUCUUCCUGGUGGCGAACACAAUGUUACUUCGUCCCGUCGAUCAGCGCAAACCCUGUCGUCGUCGCAGCAAGGGAUAUCAGUCGUCUUUCGGCGCCCCAAUUCUCUUCGCCAGAAACUUCUUUCUAUGCGCCGUUCGGUCGUAUCUACAGAUCAUCGACUCGCGCACACGACGCCAGGAGGGCCAGGUAUAUAAAUUCCCAACCCGUCUAGUCAGCAUAUCCCUCCAGCGCCAGGGUCAACACCCACAUCCACAAAAAUAUCCACCACACAGGCAGCACACGAACCACACUUAGUUUUCUCCGUACGGAGCACGCCGUAACCAAAGUAUGCACGCGCCCACGCACCCGACUGUCCCUGCGACAUCGAGCAAAGAAGCCGUAGUCGGUGCUGGUCAUAGCCAAAGGGAACGCGUGCGCAUGGGAGUGGUAGGGAGGCGACGGCGAGGGAUUGGCAGACGGGCGCUAGCAAGGCGCGUUUCAGGUAGAAGGACCCCUGGCGUGGCGUGUCGAUCAGAAGGUUCAGAGGCAAAGGAGUGCUAUAUGUACUGUCCUGUACGGAGUACGGGAUCUCAUGGGUCAAACAUGGAGAAGCAUCCCUUGACUGUUGGAGGUAUGUCGCCUGUAUUGUGUUGUUCUCAUUGUUAGUCUUAUACGCCGUCAGUCUGUAGUCCAUGUGCUGUAACGUACUGGACACCCAUAUCUACUCCGUACUCGUCGAUUGUGUUGGAUCAAGGAGAUGAAAGAUGAGAUGAGAUGAGAUGAGAUGAGAUGA
Molecule: messenger RNA, 2285 nt
Organism: Pseudogymnoascus destructans
Lineage: Eukaryota; Fungi; Ascomycota; Leotiomycetes; Thelebolales; Thelebolaceae
Exons: 1
Coding region: 329-1444 (371 amino acids)
Source: RefSeq, a predicted model, not a curated record